AUGCACAGGGACGAUGCUCUUGCGGGUUUCUUUCCCCGGGACAUCAUUGACCAGGAGAUUCAUCAGAUUUGCGAGAGUUGGCCGACCAUUCUGGAGGAUAACACUAUCAUCCGGAAGUCGCAAGGCCGAUAUCGGAUCAACGGACGCGAAGUGUCAAUCUCAUUGGUCACUCAUGAAGGAAAAGAUGAGGAGGACGGACGCGAAGGGCUGCCGAGAUGCUCGCCAGAUGUAGUGAGUCUGAAGGAAAUUACGACAAGCCUUGGGGGAAAUCCGGACGACCUCAUCGUUCGAGAUGGUCCGCUUACGCAGCCUUUCCUGGACUAUGUGUUCGAUACAGGGGAGAAAGAAAGCUAUGCGAUGGAGAUUUCCGCAGAUGGAAGAAGCUCUAUGCCCUUGGCGUCUGAUAUGAAAGGAGGGCAACUGGUGGCUGACCCAGGAGAUAGGCUUGAGGCCAUGAGCAUUGCAUUGAACUCAGUGGAGACCCCCGACCCUAUGAUGGCCUUGGGUGAAUUGCCAACUAUGCCUCUUCCACCUCAGUUGCUGGGAACCAAGCUGUGGCAGAGUCCCGGACAGGCGUUCAUUUGUCACACACGGCUGGGCCGCUCUGCAUUUCAGAGUCUCUUGGCUGCGGAUCUGAUCCAAGCAGUUUGGAAGAUUUAG
Molecule: messenger RNA, 660 nt
Organism: Durusdinium trenchii
Lineage: Eukaryota; Dinophyceae; Suessiales; Symbiodiniaceae
Source: the annotation of a GenBank genome assembly